Adineta ricciae is the source of this 897-nucleotide messenger RNA. Lineage: Eukaryota; Metazoa; Rotifera; Eurotatoria; Adinetida; Adinetidae. The record is from the annotation of a GenBank genome assembly.
AUGGCUGCGGCAAACGGUAGAAUACGUUGUUUCACCUGUAAUAAAGAAAAGGCCACAUCGAAAUGUGCUGGUUGUUUGAAAGAUUUCUGUUAUAACCAUUUGGGUGAUCAUCGUCAACAAUUAGCAAUUCAUUUAGAUGAGAUUGAAGUUCAAAGAGAUCUAUUUCGACAAACACUCACUGAACAAGCGACUGAUCCACAAACACAUCCACUGGUCAAAGAAAUCGAACAAUGGAAAAAUGAUUCAAUCGAUAAAAUUCAUAAAACAGCUGAAGAACUUAAACAGAUAUUAUUUGAGCAUACUUCGCGUCACACACAUCAAUUAGAAGGAAAAUUAAAUACGUUGACAAAUCAUAUUCGAGAGUGUCGAGAGGAAAAUGAUAUUAUGGAAACAGAUUUAAGUCGUUGGCAAAAUGAACUUACAGAACUCAAUGAACAAUUAAUUAAACCGCAAAAUAUGACAAUUCAGUACGAUUCAACACCAUUAGUGACCAACAUUCACAUUGCAGAUACAUCCUCACUGAAUCAUUCUAAUGACGGUAAAACGACAGCAAGAAUUGUUCAGAAACCCUACGUAAAUCAAGAGAAUCAAGCAGUUAAUUUUCAUGCAACUAUACAAAGACAGAGAGAUGUAUCCGCUAAACAAUGUCUCAAAUUGACGCAGUUGUCAAAAGCUUUAUCAUGGUUACUACGGCAUGCAGUGACACAAGAAGGUAUACAAUAUCAAUAUGAUGGUUAUGUCUUUGUGGAAGAUGUACUAAGGCAUCCGACAUUCUCUAAUAAGUAUACGAUUCAAGACAUCCGUCAAUGCGUCGAAACAAAUGAAAAACAACGUUUUGUGCUUAAAACUGAUCAGAGAACAGGAAAAGAAAUGAUUCGAGCACAACAAAGACAGUAG